Messenger RNA from Cylas formicarius (sweet potato weevil), 1069 nucleotides. Its product is annotated as mpv17-like protein 2. The record is from RefSeq and is a predicted model, not a curated record. Gene Ontology annotation, biological process: mitochondrial ribosome assembly. Gene Ontology annotation, cellular component: cytoplasm; membrane. The transcript has 3 exons. Lineage: Eukaryota; Metazoa; Arthropoda; Insecta; Coleoptera; Brentidae. The coding region runs from base 314 to 988 and encodes 224 amino acids.
GUUUUAAACAGACUGUACGUGAAUAUAAAGGAAUCUAUAAAGUGUCCUAAACGAUGAAUACAAAAAUUAUGCUAUCGACCACGGCUUUUAUUGUCUAUGAAUGCAAGGAAUUCAGUUAUUGGUCUGUGAUAAAAUGCAAUUUGUUGUAAUGGAAUGAAAAUUGUUGGUUAAAAAACUAAAAAGUUAGCAAUAUUACGCAACAUUCGAUCAAGAUAGUAUUGUUCCAUUUUAGGUUGUGUGUACAUAAGCCAUUGAUGAGAAAAUAAAUUAUUCCAACUACCCUAACCUUUUUUAAGAAAAAAUUUUUGAAUUAAUGCAAUCUUUACUUGGAAUGCCACGACGAGCUCUAGUAACAACUGUAGUGAGAUAUGUUAGUACCUCAAAAUCACUUCAGAAGCCAUUCCGAUCCAUUCCAACUUUGGUUUUUGGAAAAUAUCUGCUUACCACAAAUAUUGUCAGCUCUGGAGUUUUAAUGCUUGUAGGUGACGCGUGCCAACAGGAAAUCGAAUAUAGACAACAUAAACUUAAGGAGAGAUAUGACUUAGCCAGAAUGACACGAAUGUUCAUUGUGGGGCUCCUUCUUGGCCCCAUACAUCACUACUAUUACCUAUACAUAGCCAAAAUAAUGCCCAAAAGGGAUUUUACCACAGUUGUAAAAAAAAUUGGUUUAGAUCAGUUUAUGAUGUCCCCCAUUUGUAUAGCAACAUUUUUCUAUGGCAUGGGCUUAUUGGAAAUGAAAACUCCCAGAAACAUUAAUGAGGAGAUAGCCCGCAAGUUUGUUGACGUCUAUGUGAUGGACUGGUGUGUAUGGGUGCCCACCCAAUAUGUGAAUUUUUAUUAUGUACCCGUAAAAUACCAAGUUUUGUGGAUAAAUGCAGUAACAAUGUUGUACAAUGUGUUCUUGUCUUUCAUCAAACACAAAGAUGUCGAAGAAGAGUUGACGAGUGUUGUGCUUCUGGAAUCCCCUCAGGUUAAGAAAACUAGUUGAAGCAUUAACAUAUUGGUUCUGCACUACAACGUUCGUCUUUAUAUUGUUAUUAAAGCGAAUAGUAUUAUAUUUUUCAAAUCA